Schistosoma margrebowiei is the source of this 483-nucleotide messenger RNA. The record is from the annotation of a GenBank genome assembly. NCBI's taxonomy places the organism in Eukaryota, Metazoa, Platyhelminthes, Trematoda, Strigeidida, Schistosomatidae.
AUGAUGGUGAAUUGUAGGCAACCAAUACCAUUGGAUAAAUUGAUUCCAUUCAAAACAAGUGUUAUUAUUGUAUUUCAUAAUGAAGCUUGGUCAGCUUUAUUGCGUACUGUUCAUUCAGUUCUUGAUCGUACACCAGUACAAUUGCUUCAUGAAAUUAUUCUUGUAGAUGAUGCUAGUACUCAAUCCCAUUUAGGUGAUCAAUUGAAAACUUAUGUAAAUUCACUAAAUAAACCUGUACGAAUUGAACGAAUGUCAAAUCGAAGUGGUUUAAUACGUGCUCGAUUACAUGGAGCAAAAAUUUCCACUGGUAAAACGCUUACAUUCUUAGAUGCACAUUGUGAAGUGACUAUUGGUUGGCUAGAAACUCUACUUAGACAUAUUUCAGAAAAUCAAGAACGUAUAGUUUGCCCGAUUAUUGAUGUUAUUAGUCAUGAUACGUUUGAAUAUCUUCUUGGUAAGUUUUCUUUUUUCUUUUUCACUUAA